AUGGACGGCGCCAAUCUCAACGCGCCAGUGGACGCAGCUUGUUCUGCCGCUAGCGACGCCAUCUCCAGAACUCUGUCCGUCAUCGGCAAGUUCGUGCGAGAGGUGCGCGAGUCCCGAUCGGAUUUCGACAGCAUAUCAACGGAGCUGCACUCCCUCAAUGGCGUCCUGGACCUACUUGGAUACGACGCGGCGUUCUUAUCUGCCUCUCUAGCGGAGCAUACGCGGGCAGUGCUGGAAACCUGUCUUGCCAUCAUUAACGAGCUUGAGGGUUGCGUAUCUCUGUUAAAUCGCCCGGACGUGCCAAAGGCGGAGAAACGGUCGCGCUGGUUGGCGAGCCGCGACCAUAUCAAUACCUUGCGACGGACGCUCGGCGAAUACAAGCUUGUGUUAGGUCUGGCGGCGGACCUAGUGGGACUCACGAAGUCGCAGGCGAGCAGCGAGAUUGGGGGUGGCCUCUCAGACAACAGGCGCCAGACGCGAUGCGAUGGCGGGGCCCAAGACAACGAACUAGCGAUGGUGACGGCCCAAAUCAUCGAACUGUCUGGCCUCCGGAAGAUCAGCUCGCAGCAGAGUGUGGCGCUCGUAAGGCUUGAACAAUACCUCGAUGCUUUGCGGGCCGAGGCGCAGCCCGAAAGCAGAUCCAGCAUGCCGCCCCAACGUAAUGUCACGCCUGGGGAACACGCAUCUAGCAUUGGGAGCAGAACGUCCAGUCGCACAAGCAGCGCGUUCGGUCCGGUACUUGAUUCCGUCUGGGAGAACCCCCGGGCCGAGGUCCCUUCACCCGUUCCCCCGUCCACCGCAAGCUCCGACACGUCGCAGCGGGAACACCAGUCUGGUAUACUUCGGCGUAGUGGCUCCAAGUUCUCCACCACCUUCCGCGGAUUCGGCCUGCGACGGCCGUCUCUCAGAACCGUGGACGAUGAGCCAGAACCUCAAGCGGAUGCUGUUUUUGGAGUCCCCUUGGUCAAAAGUAUCCAGGUUGCAAAGGGAGUCGCGAGCACCAGACACGGUUCCGGUGGUUCCUCAGCGCGCGCCACCCGGGAAUACCCCCUCAGCGUACUCCGGUGCGUUUACCACAUCCGCGACUGCGGACUAGAGAUUCCUCACAUCUUUGGGCUGAGUGGCGAUCGAGUGCGCCUGGCGCAACUCAAGGAAGUGUUCAAUUCUGCAGACACAAGUUAUGGCAAAGAGUUGGAUUGGAAUCGGUUCACCAUCCACGAAGCUGCCGAUCUGAUUCUUGUGUUUCUUUCUGAGUUGCCGAAGCCCAUCAUCCCCGAGUCUGUCGGCAAGCGUUGGAUCUCCCUUUCCCGCCAGGCCACCAUAGGCGGUGCCCGCCUAGACCAAGGACUCGACUUCUGGGAGGAGGCCAUGAUGGGCAUCCAUGGCGCUGCCCGCGCAUUAUUCAAGCUGCUCGUGGGUUUGUGGGGGGAUAUAGCUGACGCUGCCGACGCCAACAUGAUGACAGCGGAGCGUCUAGCUGGGCGUGUCAUCCGACCCCUGAUGCAUACGGCAGCCGCUCGUCGCGAAACCAGAUUUUCAUGCUCGCCCUUGCGUUUCUGA
Chaetomium globosum CBS 148.51 is the source of this 1560-nucleotide messenger RNA. RefSeq lists its product as uncharacterized. Bases 1 to 1560 code for a protein of 519 amino acids. The transcript has 3 exons. Gene Ontology annotation, molecular function: GTPase activator activity; small GTPase binding. NCBI's taxonomy places the organism in Eukaryota, Fungi, Ascomycota, Sordariomycetes, Sordariales, Chaetomiaceae. The record is from RefSeq and is a predicted model, not a curated record. Gene Ontology annotation, biological process: small GTPase-mediated signal transduction.